Rhea pennata is the source of this 3267-nucleotide messenger RNA. RefSeq names its product protein phosphatase 1 regulatory subunit 13 like (gene PPP1R13L). Gene Ontology annotation, molecular function: transcription factor binding. Gene Ontology annotation, biological process: regulation of transcription by RNA polymerase II; positive regulation of cell differentiation. NCBI's taxonomy places the organism in Eukaryota, Metazoa, Chordata, Aves, Rheiformes, Rheidae. The record is from RefSeq and is a predicted model, not a curated record. Bases 554 to 3028 code for a protein of 824 amino acids. The transcript is spliced from 14 exons.
AACGCCGGCGGGCUGGGGGAGGGGGGUGGGGGGGCGCGAUCCUCAGCCCCGGAGGGUCGUCGAGGCGCCGGGACGCCCCCCCUCCGAGGCCGCGACCGAGCGGGAUGCCUCCGAUCCGGCCGGGCUCACGCCGGAUCUCCUCCACGGAGCAGGGAUCCGUCUGCCCCGAGUCCUCCGGCGGCUCCCGCUUCCGUUUGUGCUUCUUUUUCUUUUUCGGAGGCUCCGGCGCUUCCAGCUCCGGCGCCUCCGGCGCCAGCUCAGCGUCCCUCGGGGCCGGCCAGGAACGAGGGGGGGUCCCAGGGCCGCGUCCCCGCUCCUCAUCCGGCUCUGCCUUGACCGGUGUCAGCACCUCCAGCAGCUCCGGCUCCUUCAUCCCCUCCCUCUUCUUCUUCUUCUUCUUCGUUUUCCGCGGCGGCUCCGGCUCCGGCUCCGGCUCCGGCUCGGCGGCGGGAUCCGAGGGGCCGUCGAAGCUCUCGCGGAGGCCGCUCGCAGCCCCCCAGCGGCACCGCGCAGCCCUCCAGGCUGCCCCACGGACGGACGGACGGACGGACGGAUGGAUGGACGCAGCGGCGCCGGCGGCCCGGAUCGCGCCAUGGCGAGCCAGCGGAUCCAGAGCGCCCAGGACCUGCUGGAUCUCACCUUCCAGUCCCUGGCUAUGAAACACAUGGAUCUGAAGCAAGUGGAGCUGGACACGGCCGUGGCCAAAGUGGACGAGCUCUCGCGGCAGCUCGAGUCGCUCUGGACCGACGGGCCCGAGCCGCCCGCGGCGCAGCCCAAGGAGCCCUACAGCCCCUCGGACACCCUGAGCCGCACCAGCUCGCCUUUUGGCCGGAAAAACCUGCCGGCGGAGAGCCCGGAGCUCUUCGGCUCCUUCCACGGCGACUCGCUGGGCCGCCCCGGCUCGCCCCGGUCCUCCUACUACCUGCCGGCGGAGGAACGGGCGCCCUCGCCCCGGCCCAAGGUGCUGGCGGUGCCCUACGAGGGGCUGGCGCCGGGCGGCGGAGCCACCGGCCGGGCCCCCUCGCCCCGGCUCCAUCGCUCGGCGGGCGCCGAGCGCCCUUACGACUUCCUGGGUUUCGGCGGCUCGCCGGGCCGGGCCGGGUCGCCCCGCUCGGGCGAGGGCUCCCCGGCGCAGAUGUUCUUCCCCGAACGGGCGCCGUCGCCCCGGCCGCCCGCCCCGCCGCCCUACGAGGCGCACAGCCUCUACCCGUCCAUCAGCGGGGCCUUGGCGCCUUUCCGGGCUCAGGAUGACCUGGUGAUCAAACGGCGCCCGCAGAAGAGCUGGAACGAGUCUGACCUGGAUGUGGCCUACGAGAAGAAACCGUCCAGCUCGGGGGGCUACGACCGCGCCGGCGAGGGGCAGCCGGGGCUCCGGCAGCCCCCGGGGCUGCAGCUGGCUCCGUGGAGGGAAUCGAGCCUGGACGGCGCCGGCGGCCAGCGCAAGGACGGUGCCUACGGCGUGCACAGCGCCACGCUGCCCCGCAACUACAAGGUGUCGCCGCUGGCCAGCGAGCGACGGCAGGAGGGCGGCGGGCGACGCGCCGGCCCGCCGGGCCCCCGCGCCUGGCACCCGGCCCUGCAGCCCGCCUCCCGCGUCCCCGUGCCGCCCCCCCCCGGCUCGCAGGGCGCCCGCCCCCCCCGCCACAAGCCCCUGCCCCUCUCCAUGAUCUUCAAGCUGCAAAAUGCCUUUUGGGAGCACGGAGGGGCCGGCGGCACCGGCGGCGGUGGAAGCCCCCGGGGCGGCCCGCCGGCCCCCCUCGCCUUCCCCCGCUCGCCCCAGAAGCAGCCCCAGCUCCAGGCCCCCCCGGCGCCGCCCCCCAGUGAGGGGGAGCCAGCGGCGGGCUGGGGGGCCCCGGCGUCUGCAGGGCCGAGCCGGGCCGGAGCCGCCGAGAGCGUCGGCGAAGCGCCGCGGGCGCUGCCGGAGGUGGAGCCGGAGCCGGAGCUGGAGACGCUGCUGCAGGGCGGCGAGGCGGAGGACGUGGCGCGGCCGCUGAGCCCCACGCGCCUCCAGCCCCUGCUGCCCCCCGAAGCCCAGAAGGUGCCCGAAUUCGAGGAGGUGGCGCGGGUGCUGGCCGAAAUGCCGCGGCCGCUCAAGCGCCGCGGCUCCAUGGAGCAGAGCCCCGGGCCGGCGCUGCCGCCCACCCACAAGAAGCAGUACCAGCAGCUCAUCACCCGCCUCUUCCACCACCGGCCCCGUAAGGACGAGACGCCGGCGCCGGACGCGGCCGAGCUGCCGCCCGGCGCCGACGCGGCUCCCGAAGCCAAAGCGCUCGGAUCCGCUCCACGUCACAGCCCUCCUCCGUCCCUCCUGGCCGUUCCGGAGCCCCCCGGCAGCCCCCUGCCCAGCCCGGAGCGGCGCUCGGCCCUGCGCAGCCCCUCCUCGCCCCGCAAGCGCCCCAAGGGCCGGGUGCGCCUCAACCCGCUGGUGCUGCUGCUGGACGCGGCGCUCACGGGCGAGCUGGACGUGGUGCAGCAGGCCGUGGCCGAGCUCCACGACCCCAGCCAGCCCAACGACGAGGGCAUCACGGCGCUGCACAACGCCAUCUGCGGCGCCAACUACAACGUCGUGGACUUCCUCAUCGCCAGCGGCGCCGACGUCAACUCCCCCGACAGCCACGGCUGGACGCCGCUGCACUGCGCCGCCUCCUGCAACGACACGGCCGUCUGCGUGGCCCUGGUCCGCCACGGCGCCGCCGUCUUCGCCACCACCGCCAGCGACGGCAGCCUGGCCGUGGAGAAGUGCGACCCGUACCGCGAGGGCUACGCCGACUGUUACAACUACCUCUGCGAGGUGGAGCAGAGCAUGGGGGUGCUCAACAGCGGCGUGGUGUACGCGCUGUGGGACUACAGCGCCGAGCUGGGCGACGAGCUGUCGUUCCGCGAGGGCGAGCCCGUCACCGUGCUGCGCCGCGACCCCCCCGAGCAGCUCGACUGGUGGUGGGGGUCCCUCUACGGCCACGAGGGCUACGUGCCCAAGAACUACUUCGGGCUCUUCCCAAGGGUGCGGCCGCAGCGGAAGAAGGUCUGAGGCUCCGGAGCCCCAGGGUGGGGUGGGGGGCCUGGAGCUGCCCCCCCCCCACCAGCUGGGUGCCCCCCACCCUCUCUGCCAUCCCUCCAGGCUGCUCGGACGCCUGGGUCCUUCCCCCCCCCUCCCUUUUUGGGUGCUGUUUGCCUUGUCCCCCCCACCCACCCACCCUUCUCCCCGCUCUGGGCCUCGGGGUCGACGCAGGGUGCCGGCUUCUGCCGGGAGUAAAGAGCUUUCGGCUG